GCUUGUCCAGUUGGUUGGUUGCAAUACCAGACCUCCUGCUACUUGUUGUCGAGUGAGAUGGCAAAUUGGAUGAAUGCUACAGAGAGAUGCACAAGUUUAAAUUCUCAGUUGGUGACCAUUGCAAACAGAGACGAAAAUGACCUCGUCGCUUCCUUUGCCAGUAGUUUCUUUUGGAUAGGCGCUGAAUGGAAUGAAACCACGUUAAACUAUUCUUGGGCAGAUGGUUCAAAUAUUUCAUUUACUGAUAGAUGGAAAAACAAAAAAUAUAGUACAGAUUUGUGUGUGGGUAUCUGUGGCAGCGUGUCAAACAAUAAAGAAUGUGAAAACAUGAGCGAAUGGUACCAAGAUGACUGCUUUCAUCUUCAUUACUUUGUAUGUGAAAGAAAAGGUAAGUGACUUACGUACAGAGAAGAAAAAAAUUGAUUUAUGUCACUUAAAACACGAUAUAUGAGUUCAAUUCCAUUAAUCCAUUCUUCUAUUUCUUGGGGGAAUAAAAUCUCAAACUAUAAAGUUAAAGGGCUGAUUCGUUUUUAAACAUUUUAUUUAUUGACAUUUUUCUGCGGAGCCUGUUGCAAAACAAACUUCGUCCAUGUUUACAAAGACACUGUCGUUGUUAUUGCUGUCGUGUAUUUUUCUUCUCGUUCAUGUUCUACAGAACACCAAGCCUAGUGUUUACCAUUUGUAAUAGACUAAGAUAGUCCAGAUGACUGUAGUCCUGACUGUGAACUUUUCGGGAAGACAAUCAGCAAAUGGUAUGACUCCUUAAGGUUCAAGCUUAGCGUUAUUUGCUAAGUGGCUAAGGUUUUCCUUUAUCGACAGCUUAUCAGCAAGCUGAAAAUCUUAAAUGCAACGACACGUCACUCGGAUUUGAAAAUGGGCUCUUCCCUGAUGAAAACAUAACAGCUUCCUCAACAUUCCUUGAUAAAUACCCAGCAAAAGCGCGGUUAGCAGGAGAAGAAGCCUGGUGUCCACAAACAAAAUCGUCCCAGGAAUAUUUGGAGAUCUCGUUAAGCUCAUUACACAGCAUUUGUGCUAUAGCAACACAAGGAUUUCACAAGAUUGGUGCAUUUACGACGACAUACCUUCUACAGCUAUCAACAAAUGGUACACGCUGGGAAUGGUAUAUGCAAAAUAAUGGAGAUAGAGAGGUAAAAUAUGAUCCAAAUAUUUAAUAAAAACUCAGACGUAUUCUGCUUAAAAUGCAUACACUGCCCACCUGCUGAAUUUUUUUUUUCGCUCGAGGAGGGCGUUUCUCGUAUGACCUCCAGCUCAUGCUAACAACAAAAAAAAUUUUCAAACUCAUAAUGUUUUACUUUGAAACUAAACUUUUGGAUUACAAAAAAAUUCUUGCAAAAUGGAAAACUGUACAUGCAUGAAGUGCAUAUGAAAAGAAGUACACACCUGCAACCCCGCCUGGUCAAACCUCUUGGGACACUAAUUAACGCAAUAGCUGGUCAAAAUGACACAUUUUCUCUUCCCCUCCCCCUCCCCCGUGCAGUGUUGACGUUAUGCCUUGAAGUCUUUUUCAACAAAGUCAGCAUUGCUGAGGGAAAAGGGGGACAGCAGAAAAAGGCUCUUACAACAACAUUUUCAAGCUUUUAUAAGAAGUAAAAUACGAGUUUGUUCAGGCAAAGUGCGUUUUCACGUCUCAUUUCUACAAGCACCUCAAGACGUUUUGACCAGCCUGUAGGUAUGCAACGUGCGCGAAUGUUAAUAAUGGUAAAAACUUCUCUAAUGUUCUUAUAGAUAUUACAAGGCAACGUGGAUUCGUAUGGGAUUGUUAAAAGCGAAUUUCGAUUCGCGCCCAGGGCUCAGUAUGUGCGUAUCUGGCCAGAAUCGUUUUGUGUUCAUCCGUGCUUAAGGAUUGAGAUUUAUGGAAUUCCGGUCAAUAAUUUUACAGGUGGGUAGUUUAAGAACUUGCGCGUAGAAUGUUGGGAAAGUAAAUGUAAAUUAUUAUUUAUUCAAAAUGUUUUCCCAAUUCUGAUUGGCUAAAAGCACACGCAUGAUUCACCAUAACCAGUUACUGAUGACCAAAUUUGGAAGAAUUUUGUGUUUAACGAGGAAAUGACGUCAAAAAUGCAGCUUUCUACAGGUUAAUGCACCGUUAACCGAGAAGACCUGGGGACGAGGUUGAGUUGUUGUCGUGGUGAAAACAAAGAUGGCGGAAAUUUAUGAAAACUAAAAUGGCGGACACUUCACUCGUUUCAAGAGUAAGAACUACAGCUGGAACUAGGCGAAAUUUUGGCUAAAAACAUAGCAAAAAAAAAUCAGCAAGAAGACAACUCGGAGGGCGACAUCUGCUAUUUGGAGAAUAAUUGCGGAGCUGGACAAACCUAAACGUACACUAUCGAAGAUAAAUUUAACAUCGAUGCAGGCAAGCAUGUUUUAGCUAUGUCUUUAAACUAGGAAUUAUUUUGAAUGAAUAAUAAGGCCUCUGUGGAUAACACCCUCCGAGAUCUGCUUAAUUCUUCAUAUCCUACGAAAGCCGAAUUCAUUAAUUGCUAAAUAAUGUCAAGAGGUUGAUUAGCGGUCUUGGUCAAGUGUGUUUUUGUGAGGAAAAUGUGAUUGAUUGGUAAUACUUUUUUAAGAUAAAUAUAGCUGAGAAUUUUCUCGAAUGACGUACAAGGUUUUAUGCCUUUACGUGCAAUUUGGUCAAGUGAACGGAAUAUUACUAGCUUUUUUUUCCGAGGGAAGUUAAGGAAACUGCAGGGCCAGGGGGAAGGUAACUCUAUUGUUUUCCACCUAAGUUUCUUGACCCACUCCGCCUGCCAGUAUGACGUCACAUAGCAACGGGAAAGAGUCUCGGGUCGCUUGUGCAAAUUAGCAAGGGAUACGACAGUUAUUUGGACGAGCGAGGUCGAGGAAAAGCUAAGAAGCUUGCAAAUAUCGCUAUAUAUUGCUUAUUCGAUCGAAUGUGGGUGAGCUUUGGUGUUGCUAUAAUCUGCUUGUGUAAACCGUUUUAAUAUUUUGUGUCCGUGAUCGCAUAAUUUUGUUAAUUUGUUUUGCGGGCCGUGUUGCGGGAUCGCCAUCUAUUUCAUGGGACCAGCAAGGUCAUCAAGAAUUAAUUAAUUCUCUAAAAUAGGCAAGGUCUAGUCUCCAGAAUAGGAAGUUCCAUUCACAGAUUACAAAUGUUUAUAUUUCAUCUAUUCUUUUGCUAACUAAACGGGCCUAACUUCAUAUCAUUCCUUUCGAGUGUGGGCCUCUGUUUAUCUCCUACUUCUCUACCAAAUUCAGUCAAGCUUCCCAACUACUUUUGUCCGUGAUUGUCUUGAAAUUCUGGGUGUGGUCAUGAAGAAACAAAAGUCGACGACUUUCUAUAGUAAAGCACGUCUUUAAAAAAGACACAGAAUUGGUACUCUCGUGAAAAGUAAGAGUUACUGUGCGUUGUUUUUAUCAUUUCAGGCGAAAUAAAAUGGCUAAUACAAUUAGGUUAUGAUUAUUAUUUUUUGGAACAUAAGGGCAUGCAUUGUUAUGAUUAUGUUUUUGUCGGGACAGCUUCAAUGAGUGAUAUCUGUAAAGUAUUUCACGUGUUUAAAGUUCUGUUGUCAUUUAUGCGAAGGGGAGGAGUCGAAAUUGUUUUGUAAUGCGAAAGAUAAUUUGUUUUGGCCUGUUUGAAAGGUCUACGGACAACGAUAACAACCCCGAAAAUGGCAGAGGUAAAUGAUACUUUGCGAAACCGUGAGCAGCGACUUGUGUAUCUUGUGACAUAUAGCAGAGCCGAUGUAGAAAAAGUUGCGACAAGAGAAGCAUUUGCCGAAAAGGUCUCACUAGGGUGGAUGGAAAUGACGGGUGUUAAGGUUGUGCAGUGGGUUGUUGCGCGAGAAUUACACGCUGAUGCAGGUGUUUCAGAGAGCAAUUCCCAUUAUCACAUGGCAAUGAAACUGGAAAAACGUGCUCGCUGGCUGAAGGUACGCCAAUUCUUAGACGACCGCUACGGCAUAAGGGUGAACUUUAGCGCCGUACACAACACAUACUACUCUGCGUACAAAUACACCACAAAGGAAGAUGACUUCUGUGUUCACUCAGAGGGUCACCCAGACCUAAGCAAUGCGCGUCCACCGAGAACUGAGAAGGCAAUCUCAGGAAACAAGAGAAAAGCAGUUGGCCGUACUGGGGGUAAGAAAACGAAACGAAAGCGUGGUCUUUCAGUGUACGAGGUUGCCCAGUUUAUCCAGGCUAAGAACGUAAAAUCACGGCUACAGCUUCUGUCUAUAGCAGCUUCACAAAAUCGGGAAGGCAAGACAGAGCUGGCGGAAUUUAUAUGUAACAGGGGCGGAAAAGCAGUAGAUGAGUGUCUGGCUAUCGCGCAGGAGUUGGCAACUGCGGAAGCGAAGUAUGAAAGGUCACAGAAGACUCGCAUGCAACUUCUACACGAAAGCUACUCUGCCGAAUGCGUUGCGAGCUGUGAGGGGAAGUGGCUAGAGGCGGCAGUUAACCUCCUCAAUAGAAAUGAAAUCAGCGUCAGUGUUUUCGCCCAAGCUGUGUUGAUGUUGCUGGAAAAAGGAAGAGGAAAGUACAGAAACCUGUUUAUACAUGGAGUUGCCAAUUGCGGGAAAAGUUUCGUGCUCGCCCCAUUGAAAAGCAUUUAUGGCACUUUUUGUAAUCCCGCCACUGGAACUUUUGCCUGGGUUGGUGCAGAAGAGGCGGAAAUUAUUAUGUUGAAUGAUUUUCGGUGGAAACCCUCCAUAAUAGCGUGGGCUGACAUGCUCCUGUUGCUAGAGGGAGAUAUAGUGCAUUUACCAGCUCCCAAAAAUUUCUCGAAACGGGACAUUGAGCUUAGCAACGAUACCCCUAUCUUCGCAACAUCAGACGCGCCAAUUGUUUACAUACAGGGGGGAAGUGUUUGCCACGCAAACACUGAAAUGAUGAACGUAAGGUGGAGAUUUUUCCACUUCUGGAGACAAAUUCCACCAGCUGAACAACUCCAGUUAAUUCCUUGUGGUCACUGCUUUUCGAAACUCAUUUUAGACAACAUCACUGAGUAGAGUCUUUUAAAAUAACUUAGAGUAGCGCGCGUCUAUUGUCUUCGCUAAUCUGAUUACACAAUGAGUCAAAAGGCGCAGACAUGAGAGGCCACAUUACUCCAUUUAAGUAGCCGAAAUUAUUUCGUUUAUAGUAGCUCCAAAGAGAAAAAAGUUAUAUUGAAUUGUGCAGGACUUUGAAUGGAGUUAGUGCUAUGCUUUUUAAGGGCCAUUUUAGCGUUUUGGUAAGGAAAGUACCACAUUACUCCGCAGCUAGCGUUUAAAUUAAACUUGACCUAACUAAUUGACCUUUAUUAGACACUGUUUCAAUGGAGUAAUGUUGAAAAUCACUAGUUACAUUUAUUUCUGUGGAAAACUGAAGGAAAAAUGGAACAUAUUCUAAUACGGUUUACAUAUUUUUGUACUUUGUUCGCAAGAAUGUUGGUUCAUUGGUGAUGUAUUUGGGACUUUCUUAUGGAGUAAUGUGGUGGAGUAUUGUGAAAAUCGUUGUGGUUUACUGUUCUCAAAAUAGCUUAAUGAUUGACAGGUGACGCCAUUAGCGUGAAAAGAUAACCACACUGUAAAUUGUGGAAGCUCCAAUUUAUUAUAUUAUUCCCUUUAUGACAUCGUCAGUACAUGUAAACAUAAUAUAGUGUAAAAACUGAAGUAUGUUACCAUUAAAAUACCUUGUUUACGUUUGUUUAAUACUUGGUUCGACAACCCUUUCCUUCAAUAAUUGAUAGAACUCUAUUGGACAUACUUUCUAUGGUUUUAUCAAUGACAACAGGAUCCAUCUCGCUAAAUGUGCGCAACACUCUGUUUUUGAAGUCGCCAAAUGAUUCUUUGUUGAUGUGUUUUUCAAUCGCUUCUUCGUCUAAUGAAUCUUUGACAAUAUGAAAAAUAGAUUCACAUGGGUUCAGGUCUGGCGAGCGAGAAGGUAUCUUCGAAAGUUGGCAUUCAAUUUCUCUUAGAGCACUCAUAGCUAAUUUGGACACCUGACUUGGAUCGUUAUCCAUAACAAAUAGACGUUUUCCAUCUCGUUUUGGCCCUGCACGUCCGAAACAUAAAUUAAAAUGUUGCCUAAUGAAAUUAGCAAAGAACUGGCCAUUCAAUUUCUCAUAGGGCUCUUUCAGAAUAACUCCUUUUCCGUAAGCUAUUGCAACCAUUACGUGCAGCCUUUUUCCUCCCGCUAAAUCUUUCGAGCCUUUGCUGGUUACUUGCAAGCCUUCGCUUUUUUGACGCCAUACUCUUGCCUUUGGAGCCAUUGCUGUGCUCAUGGGAUUGGUCUUGUAUACGAAAGACACACCAUCUAAAUAAAAAGCUACUUCGUCAGUCCAAAAACCUGGCAAAUCUCGUUCGUAGCGUGCCAUUUUCCUUGCAUACUGAAGCCGGUCUUUUUUGUCACUUUCUUUCAGAAGACCCUUUUUUCUAGCUUGUAAGAACCAGAAACCCAUCUCAUUUAAGCAUCUGGAAUACGUGCGAAUACUUGCGGUUUGAAGGCUUAGUCCACUAUAAGUGACAAGUCUCUUCACAGUUACGGCUACACCUUGUCUCCUCAUUUUCAAGAGGUUUCUUUUCAAUAACCGCUUCAUACGGAGUGAAAUCUUUCUUCGUCGACCGCGUUUCCUUGAGUGGCCCGAGUUUUGUCUUUGAAAAAGAUUCUCAUUGCAAAUUCUUUCGGCGGAGGAGGUUGAAAUGUUACAUUUCUCAGCAAUUUUCGGAUAACUCAGGCCAGAUUCUUGGCGUAAAAAUAUUGCUAACGCUCUUUUCUCUGGAGGUAUUUUUCCUCUGAAUACCAUGGUGUAAUCAAUAGAUUGAAAUUAUUUAUUUCUGUAUUGGAAAAUCAACAGCUUGUUAUAUAUAGGUUUUGGGAAUUCGGAGCCUAAGAGAAUACAGUCUAGAAAAUUCCGCACUCAUGUCACACCCCUCUCGGCCCACAGGUUUCACGCAUACGUGUGCAACUAGAAUUUUCUGGUGUUUCUCGAAAACGUUUAUUGUCCCUAAGCCUCCUGCUAACUGUAGUUGUUUUUCAAGUUGUUUCUCUUUGUUUCGUCUUUAAAAUCAUCGCACUCACUGAAAUGACACAAAGUGAAACUGUGUAACUGAACAGAGGCAAAAAUGCAUAACAACAAACGUGUGACAUUUAGUACUAAUUGCUCUCAUGUCUUCUAAUUUUAUGUAAUGAAACAGACAAGCUAUGGCGAUUCUUUCCACUUUCUCCAAACAAGGAAACUUCAUUUAAUCUAUCGCCGGAAAGUAAGGAACAUAAAGGUUUUUUUCCGACGUUCUUAAAAACACAAUCUACACAUGCUAGUGGAUUUUGUGGUCACGCUUUGACAUGUCACGCAUGCGAGAUACAAGGAUCUCAUGAUGGUGAUUUUAACGAAACUAAAGCUUUAUUCCAUUUUAUAUACCCAUCGUAAAGUACAUUAUCAAUAGAUUUCCAGGGUGAGAAAUCUCAGCGAAAUGUUAAAAGCCACAAGUUUUACAAGCGUUCAAAGACAAUUGUCUAUUCUCACACAAUCAUCGUCAAAAAUGUUGGGAAGGUUACCAAUUUUUACCUUUUUUGUACUUGUCCCCCCCCGCCCCUGGAUCAAUGUUGGACAAAACUAAAUUGUUUUUGUGCGUAAUUGUUGUUACAUGUCCCAACAUUGAAUAGGGGGCGCGGGGGGUAUUCAGGAGAAGAACAAAUAAUCUUUUUUUAACAUAGACAUAAGGCGUAUGAAAUGGAGCAAUAAUGUUGCUAACUUAUUCCACCUUCCCAACUACUUUUGUCCGUGAUUGUAGUUCGAUCGAUUAUCUACAUCGAGUGGGCCCGUUGAACCGGAAAUAAUGCGAAAUAGCUCUGAAAUACGCGCUUAAGCUAAUUUUCCUCUAAUGUAUAUUUGAAUUCAUGAUAAAUACAGCUCCACCAGCUUCAAACAGCGUCUAUGGCCGCGAAAAAUUGUUUUGAUAUGACAAAAUAAAUUUAACAGUUCAUGUGCGUCACUGUGGUGCAGUGGUCAAGGAGUUGCUUGCACGUGCAGAUAAACCGGGUUCGACUCCCGGCGACGCUGUUUUCGGUUUCUUUAUACCGUCUUUUUUUUUUCUGCUUGGCCGAUUUUUUUUAAACACUAUUUUUCCCUUUGGCCUUUUUUUCUUUAUUCUUACUGCUGACCCUGCUGGUCAAGCACUUGGAUCAAUAUAUAUUUUAAGCCCGUGAUCUGCAUACUGGCCAAGCUUACGACCAGACUGAAAAACCAUAAGCUGUCAAGACAUGUCCCUCCUCUCAACGUUAGUUGACAUCAUGACAAACAACACACAGUACACUACAAACUGUACUAGUUUACACCCAACACCCAUCAGUGACCCACUGGCGAAAUUUAAACUUGCCUUUUGUACAUCUUCCUAAUCAUCAAUAUUAUUACCCUAAAAUCUCCACUGGGUUUGCCACAAAAAAAUAAUUAAACGAAACCUUUUCUUGAUUUUCGGGAAUUAAUUACAGAAUUACAGGUGUAUGCCCAAUACAGUAUUAAAAUGAGGAAACGCAACAAGAUUCAAUGCUCACAGUCUGUCACAAAUACCUGUCAUUUAGCUUCCUCUUUCAACGCUACAGCUAAGCGAACUUUGAGAGGAAUGAUAUGGGGUUCCACUAGCUCUGGAGAGCUGAAAAUACGCAUAAUGUAAAGUAUAAUACAUCCUCUGAUGAACCUCCUAUUGCUGUGUCUAAACUCCUCAAUCUUGCUGUGCACUGGCCCUCAAAAUUGUGACCGAUCGGUAUGAUUGCCCGUAAAAUUUGCUCGACGAUAGAAAGGAAUCUUUAAAAUUCAUUACACCACUGGACAUUUCAUUCCAAAAAAGUACUUAAGUCUAGUUUUCUAUGACAAGAGAAACCUUAAAAUCUCUAAAUCCAAGAAAUCGGAACAGUAUUUCCGUGAUAAAAUCGAAAUAUUUAUCCGUCUCUUCGAUGAACACUUUGCUCGCCAUUUUGAAAGUCACUGACGCGAGACGUGACGUCAUACUGGCAGGCGGACUGCCUGCCCCCUUGGGAGACUGACAAAUUGAUGGCAAAUUGGAGUUAUUAAAUAAUUCUGUUAAAGCAAUUUUUUAAACAGUUCUUCUGUUUGUUGGUCAGUUUUUUUGUUGAUUUUUAAUGACUUGUAGGAUUUAUCCCUCUUGCGCCAAUUGAAUUCCGAUUUUUUACUUGAAUUUUGUCUUCCCGGAUUUCUUACGUAGAUUUCCUUUGCUCGCCUUCGCUGAGCUGUUUUGGUAUCAUGUUUUAUCCAACGCCUUCAGAAAUAGUACUAAUCAGAAAGGUAAAACCCAUUGCAUACUCCGCGGUAUGCAACUAGUGGUGCGUAUUGCCGGAAAAAAAUCCGGCUGCCAGAGUGCUCGCUGCGUCCACGUUUUCCUGCUGAUAAAAUAGCAGAUGUCGAUAGACAGAUAAUGACAGACAAAGCUUUCCUCUCUUCUAAAAAGUAUUUAUUAAAUAGUAUGUGUUAUAGUUACCAAAAAUGAUUAUGAUUAUUAUUAUUAUUAUUACUAAUGAGGGUCUUCCUUAUACAAUAGGCACAAUAGGCUUGCCUAGACUUGCCCGGGCUCUUUUAAACCUGAUUGGUUCAUGUAGAAUCUAUUAUGUGUUCCAACUAAAAGCGGGCAGUUUUUGAAAGCGCUAUCGUUCUUGAAAUCCUUUUACUAAGGAAAUAAAGUCUUACUAUUACCAAUAUUCUUUAAAACAUCGCUUCAAACAUGCAAGUCGAAUCGAGCGUUACACCUCUGUUGACCUCUGUUGACAGAAGAUAAAGCGAGUUCUUUACCUGAACAGUUCUGCCCGUUUCAUCCCUAUUCAACGUUGGAAAUGGUAGAAAAAGCGCAAGGAUUUUGCUGUGUGUACUGCUCUGAAAAAAAAAUGUGCUUUAUGUUUGCCCCCGCUUCAGAAUGAAAAGAGGACGUAGAGCGGAUCACGCACUAUGCACACUCUGAUGUGAAACAAAAUGCAGCUCAGUUGGUCUGUGAUUGUUGUAACAAGCCUGCACUGAGAAAAAGUAAACAGCCUUGGAGCCAGGAUCGCAUGUUUCUGACAUGUUACAAAAAAGAGUGUAACUUUUUUAUGUGGAUAGACCAGCCAAUGUCGCAUGGUAUCAAGGAGCGGCUCUCGUAUAUUCACCUCAGCCACAGGUCACAAGAUUCCAUCCUUAUGAAGAGAUAAAAAAAACGACUCCAAGAGGCUAAACAGAAAGCAUUAAUCCAGUACCAAUUAUACACGCAAAUAUGACGAAGACUUUGAAAUGUGUGACAACGAGUUUAACAGUUUAGGAAGUCCUAACAUCUUUCAUGGGUUUCGAUACAGAGAAUGGAUGCAUGAAGUAUGGGAAUCGUGCAAGUUUAUGUCCGAAAAAUUAAAGAAGACUCUCCAGACGACCCAGAUGCUACACUUUGUUUAGAAAAAAGACGACGUGCUGCGCCAGGCGUAUUACAAGUACGCAAGAGAGGACGGGCAUCACCUCGAAAUUAACCGAGUUUUGAAGGUUUUGCAUUGAAGGCAAACACGUACCUUUUCAACGUUAUGUGAUCACCCCCGAAGAACGUGAAGAGAUUGAAAACGAUAAACAGUUACCUACCUAUUCAAGGGCUUUUGUACAAGAUGCACGCAGAUCAAACUGUAUCGCUACGCUUAACAAUAUAAGGAACCCUUAUUGUCUUCCUGUUUGUUCUAAAUCAAUGAAACAAGUUUGUUUGGAAUAAUAAAUUUCAUGUAACAUCCUAAAUAGACAAAAAGUUGUAAGGAUUGUGAAGUCAUCAAUAAGACACACUUAAAAUCUGGUUGUUUACAGUUUUUAUUGAAACAGAACAAUACGAAGGUCGAGGAAAAAAAAUUCUAAAACAUUCACAGUAGGACUAGUCUUGAUCUUGUGGAAUGGGCCUGCUUUUCGUAUAAUCGAUUGAGUAAGUUUUUUAGCUUAUCAAUCGCUAGUUCUGUUGAUUCCAACCAAUCAAAUCCUUCUGUAUCUUCAAGCUCUUUUGGGGUUUCCAUCACUUUUUUGAAGGUGGGAUCUUUUUUCAUUGCACGAAUCCAGUGUAGAUUCUCUAAGAGUACUUUUCUCAGCUUUUUUAUGUAAACAGGAACAAGAGCGUUUUCGUUUGCUUCUGCUUUGAAAAUGGAAUAAUAAUUACUCAGAGGUAAUACGGUGUAAAGAGUUGCAGAGAAAAACAACAAAAACUUGCCAAUUUAUGACGAAAAAUAUACUUAAAAAACGAACUAAAAUAUUCAAAACGCUCUGAUUACGUGAGUUAUGACGUCGUGUCCCUCUUUUAGUAAAGAGAAAAAUUAUCAGGUAGAACAUUACUUUCCUGCAAAUUUUCUCUACCGUGUGAUGAAACGUCAACUUACUACAGCCCUCGCCCUAGUCUCCCGACUUUUUCCAUCAUGUUCAUUACCCCCUGACGUCAACUGAUGAUUUUUAAAUGCCCCACACGACCAAAACCUCAAAUAAACUGUUUAUUUUUAACCCAAUAAUGCCAUCUUGUCACAGCAACCGGAAAUAGUCCCGUGACUGAUGACGUCAUCACCCUAGAUGUGACAUGGGAAGAUAUUUCAUGGCAAAUGUUAUGUUGUUGUGGUCUGACAUUCUUCUAUGUAUAAAAUUGUCAAAGUUAUAAAGCUUUUAAAAAAGUUCCCUCAAAGGAUUCUGGGAUAAUUUUUAUGAUCAUUAUAAUUUACUUUAAUAAUUAUUGAGUAUUUUCGAACCCAAAUAAUAAACUCUGUUUGCCUGCUUGCAUGUAAUGUUAACGUGCCGUUUCGCAAGGUAUCAUCACUUGGCAAUGUCUUGCAAUUCACUUUCCUCUGCAUUUGGCACCGGAAAAUAUUCUAUCUGCUCACCACUGAUAAAUCACAUUAAUUUGGUAAACUUUUUUUAGUACUUGUUUACUACAAGCUGACAAAAUAAUAGACAAUAAUUCAUUUCGCUUUUACUCAAUAAACUAUGGCAUUGACCUUUUUUCAUGUGAUUGGCUUUUUAUGCUGUUUUCACUGAUAGGGAUUCUAUUAGAGCUUUUAGACGUGAUUUGUUUCUUACAGGUCCCGUAGAUGGUCCACCAAUAAAUAUCUCUGUUACCUAUUUAACCAUGCGAUCAGCCCUGGUAGCUUGGCAAUUACCACUCUACGUCGUCAUGUCCAGAAAAGAAACUUACCUAAUGAAACUAUUACUUUCGAAACAGGGAGAAAAAAUUGUUUAUAAGUUUCAAUCAGACCACUAUAACCGGAUUAUAAUGGAAUUAGAAUUGUACACUGCUUACUGUGUGUCAGUGCUAGUUUCUCACAGCAUAAGAGAUGGUCCGUGGAGUGAAUGUGUCUCUUUCACAACACCUUCAGGUAUUUUGUUAUUUUGCUUACUUGAAAAGUUCCUUAAACUAAUACUUUUUCUUGAUUAGAUUGGAAUAGGUAAAUAGUUGGGUAAGAUUAAAUUCGCAUGUAAUAAGAAAAACAAAAUCAAAAGAAAUUCAAUUGUAAAACGUAAAGUCGCGAAAGACACAGCAACCCAAUGAAAUUGUCUCGUGCAAUCUGUACCUUUAAGGCUGAGGCCUGAGGCCUCGUCUAUAUGGAGAAAAAAUGUUCUGGGUAGACGGGUCCACCCUCCAACUGUGUCCACUUUAGUGAGCGUUUAUAUGAGAAAAAAAUUAACCCCUCUCCAGGAGCCAAUGCUCUGGUUGUCUCGCCUUAAAGAGUUGAUCUAGCUGGGUGCGCCAAGGCCUUUGUAUAGAGAAAAAUACAUUUCCUUACAAAACGAGGCGAACCGUUAACAAGAGAAGAAAAAAAUUGGCUCGGCUAGGAGGGUGACCCGCCGAGGGGGCUCAGCCUUCUAGCCAAGCCAGCAUGUUUUGUAAGGAAAUAUAUUCAAAGUUGGUUCGUCCAGGUUAGCUCGGGUAUGCUGGUGACCCUUUUUGUUUGGGACAACUUUUCUCCUUUUAAACGUCACCUUUGAAAUGGAAAUGGAUUACAGGACUGUGCCACUGUAUUCACGUUCGUAUUUUGAACGAGCUUUUAGCUCCUAGACGUAACGUGUCAAAAUAAAUGAUUAACUGAUUGAUGAAAUGAUUGAUUGGCCAAAGCGGAAAAUACCAUAAAAUUCCCUGAUUUCCCAAUUGGGUUGGUGCUCCAUGUAAAGUCAACUUUUGCAAUAUCUUUUGUUCUCUGCACGUUUUGCACGUGCAAUGCAUCAGCUUCUCGAAAAUUUGCAUACACUGAACGUGUAGUUAGGUUUACAUGAAGCCCCACCCAAACGGCGGUAAAAAAGAAUAUUGUGGUUUUUUUUCUGUUUUGCCCAAUUCUAGCUGUGUUUGAGGGUUUUUUUUUUUUAUUUUAAUCAAUUUAUUUAUUAAUGAUGUACUCUGGGCUUCAGUUUUCGGUGUAACGUAAAAAACAAUCUAACCAAGAAUAUCAAGCAUUGUAAAAUACACUCUCACCUCUUAGGAUUGCAUGUGCAGCGAUUUGCACCGCGUUUUGUCUUUUUAGCUUUUGCCCAUCUUUUUGCCCAAUUGUACUUUUCUUUUUGUGCAUUUUUUUGUCCAAUACGAAUUAAGAGUUGAGAAAAUAUCUUUCACAGUAAUUUCUAUAAUAGAAAAAAAUGUGUUUGUUUUUCUUGUCUUUUUUCUUUCUUUUUUUUUUCUCCACCGAGACUGUGCAAAUAGCUGAUACCACAUAUAUAUGACUAUGGACUUUUCCCUGAUUAAUCUGACGUUGCAUUGAGUCAUUUGACAUAAUUAAAACAUAUUAUUUCCAGGGCUGGAAUGUCAUCUUGGGUUGUUUACUAUAUGGUUUUAAAAUUUUCUUUUACUUUACAGUAUGCCCAGAUGGAUGGAGCUGUUAUGGUGGCCAUUGCUAUCGAGCAUUCAGUCAGAAUAACUCAUGGAAAGAUGCCAAUAACCACUGUCUUAAUAAAAAUUCUGAAUUAGUUUCAAUUCACACUCCACCUGAAAAUCAGUUAGCAGCUUCCUUAUUGAAUCCAGGCUCUCAGUGUGCGUGGCUUGGAUUACGAAAUGAAGGCAUUAAUACCACGUGGACAGAUGGUUCUUUAGUCAACUUCACAAUUUUGAAUGUUUUUGAGGGCAGUGGUAAUCCAGACGUCAAAUGUGUUGCAUAUGUUGAACAAAAUAAAUCAUGGACAGCGAUGUCCUGCUCAUUUCAAUGUACUGAUUUCCUGUGCAAGAGAAAGGGUAAGUCAGCCUAGCGAUUUUUUGGGGAGAGGGAAGGAUUGAUAGAGCAUGAAAGGAUAAUUAAUACGAAAGGAAUUAUUACCCAUAAAUCAAAAAAAGUACUUACCUUAAGCCGCACUUUAAAGUCUUCUGUUUUCAUGUAAGAGCACUUUAUCCACAAAUGUAUACCCAGGGAUGGGCGUCGGGUUGCAAAGCUUCGCGGACGAAGGCGAUAUAUACCCUGACACCCUACUCUCAGUACGUUCACAAACAACUCCCUGCCCGUAAAGUUAUCUCUUGUUCGCGAAUCGUAUAUCUUACGGAAUAAGGGACUGUAAACAGUCCACUGACUGACAGGAGCUUCAUGUUUUGUUUUUUUUUUCUCGCCUCGGAGAGGUCUUUAUUAUAGGUAAUCCUGAUAUAUUAUUUCAAAUAUUGUAGCAUUUGCGCCAACUAAAAACUAAAAAGAAAGUUUCGUUUGAAUCACAGAUUACAACCAGCAAGACUGUUCAGACCGUCCCCUUGGUAUGGAAAAUUUAGCGAUUCCAGAAACUUCGUUAGCUUAUAAAAAACAGUUUGUCGGAAAUGACACGCUUUCUCCUCGCCUGAGUUCUUCAGGAGGAUUGUGUUUUGACAGAAGCGUUGAUGCUUAUCUUAGAGUAAACCUACGAUCAAGUCAUUUCAUUUGCGCCAUUGGAACGCAGGGACACUCUCAUAAAGACUGGUAUGUUCUCGAAUACACGAUUGAGCUUGCUGCAUCAUAUUCCAAAGGCGACUAUUAUAUGGAAAAUGGAAACAUAAAGGUUUGUGUCGUUGAUGGUACAAUUACAAUUCCUAUUUUAAUAGUCAGAAUUUUCAAACCCCUCUAACACAGAACACGUAAAAAAUCUAAAGGAAACAACGCGUAACUAUGUAAUAUAUUUAAGCCUUUGGCGACAGCCAUUUAGCAGCAACUGAUCCGCCUUUUUACCAAAUUUUUCUUUUUGGAUCGGUUGUCGGUGAAUUAGCAAGGGAAUGGCUAAACGAAAUUUCUAUGAUCUAACACUGAAAGGCAAGCUUUGCUUUAUAUACUGACACUACGACGUAUUAAAGCGAGGCCUAAGGGUCACAUCGCAAUUAAAUUGUAUAACGUGGCAGACGAGCACCCUAAAACAACGACAAAAAAUAGUUCUCACAAAUCCUGUGCUUUGCAAUAAUCGUUCCGAUUAUAGGAAAGACAACCUUUUUUAUGUAUUUCCGAAGGAUCCUUGCCAAAGUUAGUUUCUCCACUGUCCACUUUCCAACGCUUGUUCAUUUACUAUUACUACUCCAGGAAUAUCUUUUGAGGUUAAUUUUAAAUCACAAAUUCUUCUUGUUUUCCCCGCCCCAUUUACUUUUUUUGAAGUUUGCGGAAAAUCUGGUGUCACUUAGACUUCUCUUUCAUGCUUACGUCGUAUGUGUGUAUUGGACAACUUUCACGAUGACGACAUUUUACUUCAACUACCGGAAUUCAUUUCAUUUUGCUUUCUUAUUUAAAUUUGUCAAUCCCACUGAGGUAUAAAAAAAUGCCCUUAUUUGCACAAGAAAACAACAACUAACUGAAUUAUUCUGGCAGUUGUAGUAAAAUGAUGUCAUCUUGCAAUUGUCCUAUCAAGGAAUUAUUUGAUUGUUUGUUUAUUCCUUUUAUCACAUGCGUGCAAGCCAUUUUUUUAAUCAAAUAUAUUUCGAUGUUUUUUUUUCUCGAGUUUUGUUGCUCACUUUACGGUUUUUCUUUCGGGUGGAACUGUGGCUGGCUAACUUUCCAGGUAAGGAACAAAAUAAAUCUGCAAAAAGAAGUAGGUCAAUAGCAAAAUUGGCAGUGGAUGUUUCCCCAAAAUGUUAAUUGGCUUUUUGUGUGUAACUGUGUCAGGAUUUUUCGAAAUGUGUAAAAUGAAGUACCUGUAGAAAGAUGAAUCUUUGCUGUUUUCGCUGCUUGCCAAAUGGCUUAAACGGGAAGCUUUUAAAAUUGUUCCAGGAAAGAAAAUAUGCAAUUUUCCAUAUGGAACCGAAACGACCAAAGCGGUCGACAAGGGAUAUAACUGUACAUCAACUAUGAAAACGAUAAACAAGAGCGGACCUAAAAUAGAGCUUUGUAGAGCUCCGAAUGUCACUGAGAGGGAGCUGGGUAAUACACUACUGACGCUAACUUUCUGUCGGUGCCCUUCAACAUAUAACGUGAACCGCCUAGUGUGAUGCGUCUGAGAGUUAGUAAGUUGCAAACUCCCUGAGCAAGACCCCAUUGUCAACCAGUUCAAAAGCCAAGUUUUAGGAAAUCGAUUAGAAAUUGUCCUGUCGCAAGACCAUUCUUCGUGUUAGCUAACAGAUUAGCCCAGAACUCAAGUACGGAAGAUUCACAAGAGUUGGUACUGGAAUAAUCGCUUAGCUUAGUUACUCGCAAGUUGAUAAAUGGACAUGGCGUUCGCGAUCGAGUACCUUAAUAAACAAUACAGGCAGAAUGCUAGUGAGUUGUAAAAGCCAACGUUGAGAUGAUCGCUAGCUCUGAACAUUGGCGUAACAUAUGAAUUUUUUGUUGUAGCAGGGAUAGCUGACUUUCUGAAAGGCAUAGAUUUCUAAUUUUUUCUAGUGAUUGUUAAUACAGGAGCAGUUUAAUUUCCUAUAACAGACACACCUUAUUCCAUCCAGUCGGGUACGUAAACGUAGCUUUUGUAGGAUGGUGUUGAAACAGAAUUUUUUUUUGAUAAAGGAUUGUGUUAGCUCUGGAAAGUCAAAUGUGGUAGAGUUUGAGGUAUAGGAUGAACUGAUGUGUUUUAUGUGGAACCUAUCCAAACUUAUCCAAAUUUUAAUGGGGACUUUCCAUCCGCUUCAGAUAUUCGAGGCUAACAACAACAGAUAUGCUGUGAAAAAGAACGCCAUUCUAGAGUCUGGAGUUGUGGCAAAAUACGUGACUCUGUGGCCGACAGAUUGGGUUGAAAUGCCUUGUUUUAGAAUGGAGAUUUAUGGAAAAAGUUACCUGGAAAGAGGUGCGACCCUUUUAAGUUUUUUUUCUACACUACUGACUGUUUUAAAAACAUCCAAUUAAUUCUGUUAUCUUAUCAUUCUCUGAUUAAAGAGACAAACUUUAACCCGGCAAAACAACUCCUAUGAAUAGUUAAAAAUAAGUAAUUAUUGAUUUUUUUCUCCUCCCUUCCUUUUUUUAUAGAAGGUUAAAUUACUGAGUAAUAAUAUAAUAAAGAGUUAAAUUUAGUGGAUUUUGCACUACUGUGAUGUUAUACGUUUUUCUAGUCGUGCAAAGAAGACUUGUUGCUUCUGUUAGUGUUAUUGUUGUUGUAGCUCUUCAGUCAUCAGAGCUUCGUUGCCAAUAUUGUUUCCCUUGGCUUAUACAAAUUCUCUAUGCAUGGGAAAAGAAACUCGAUAAGCUAACAUUAUUAUCAACUGUUAUUUUCAUUUAUAUUAUUAUUAUUAUUAUUAUUAUUAUUAUUAUUAUUAAUUAUAACAGUUUUCAACAAGAAGAUAAAAUUAGGUUAUAUUGCAAAAACCACAACUCCCUGCAAAGGUAAAAACCCUCACUCAGUAACAUCUUGGCUACAGUGCGUAGGUUAAAAGUCCCACUUAUGAAGCACAAAUUGCUUUUUUCUUUGAAGUCCCUACCCGUGCACCUGAAAAUGUCUCUUAUUGGUUCUCUGCGGAUGGGUUAGAGGUUGCGUGGAGUCCUUUGCUUGCGUAUUUUCGUGGCUAUACUCUCCUGGGAUACGAGAUUGACGUCAUCGACCCAGGAAAUUAUUCGUUGGGUGUUUGGAGACAUUCCGAUGAGCCACCUUUCUGGGAAUUGAUAAAAGGAAUAAAAUCAGAGCAAGUUUAUUGCGUGGAAGUCUAUGGAUACACAACAUUUGGAAGAGGGGUUUCAAGUAGCUGUAAUGGAGGUACAAUGAAAAAUACUCUAUGAUAGACCUUCGUAUAAGCGCUUCACAUCCCCUUUGUUAGCGCUCCUUCCCCACCUUCACAACUAAAAAAACCAAACGCAAAUCCUGCAGAACUAGAAAAUGGGAAACAAUUCGUCGCUUGCUUGCACUCGUCUAGCCCUCUACUGUCCCCUCCUAACAAAAGCGCCAGCAAUGAAGACCGGGUGAUUUAUUAUGAAGUCAUUUUAUCUAAAUCGACAUAAAAUCCUCCGUGACUCAGUGCCAUUUCAAUGUCGCGGCAGUCAAGACCCUAGAAAUUCAAGCGCACCCCAUCACAAAACGAAGAAACCUUUCGAACUGAAAAUUUAUGAAAAGGUAAGUGCUAACCGGCUCUAAUACCUCAAGAAAUAAUAAAAAAGUUAGCACAAUAGGUAUUUCUUAUGUUUCAAUUUUGAUGAGGUUACGAGCAAACCAUAAUUUCAGAAAUUUCAUUUUUACGACGUCAUCACUUUAGUACUCUAUAUGGCAGGUAAUAAAGUGAAAAUAGCGAACAAUAAUCUAGUAUUAGCGGGGCAAAACUCUGAAAAGAGUUUCUGAAUUUUCUCUUUUAUCAGCCUCGAUCCCGGCCAUGAAUAACUUGAAAGAAAGCCUAUACAAGCAAGCUCUACAUUUGGGGCGAUAGCGCGAGAAUCCACUCAAGAGCCGAAAUCCAGGCUUUUUAGUGACUACGUAUGUUUUCAGAAAAGACCUGAGUUUAAUAUGACCAGAUGGCAGAUGGCGAGUUAAACAUCAACAGUGUUUAUUUCUCUCGAAAUUUCAUAUUUUGUGCUUUUUUUAAUCCCUCCUAAGCAUUCUUUUUAUACUCAGAUUAAGUUUUCUGUUAUAAAUACCUCCAAUUAUAAGAGUUUUAAGUAAAAUGGAAUACAUUUGAAGUUUGGAUUCUGCCAGUGAAUUCAACAAUAUGCAAUAUGACGUCAUAAUGACGCCAGAUUACGUCAUUGUGUCAAUCAAGUUUUACCCAGAGGUUGAAAAUGAUUUGUACAUUAUUGUGUGUAAUGUUAGUCGCCGUAGGAUAAGCGGUUUUGAAGUUAUAGGCCUCCUUCCCGGUCGUAGGAAGCAAAAAAGAGCCAGGUCUGAGGGUUAAAGUCGCUUAUUCGCAGUUGCCUGAAAGGCGUGUAGAAGUUUCGGGCUCUUUUAUCGUUAUACACAGUAAGCGGUACAAAAUAUUGCUGGGCAAACAAAAGAUUUUGAUGAACAGUAAUCCUCCUUUACAACACUGUUUAGGGAGUAAAAUCCAAGACACUUGACUGUGUAAUUUAUUUUGUUAUUCUUUUCCCGCAGCUACUGUGAGAAUAUACCCGCCGACUAACGUCACGGCAAUCAACAUAACCUCUUCCUCGGUGGUACUUCAGUGGAAGCCAUAUGCUGGUGAUGCUUCGUUGCUAGGCUACAACUUACUGGUACUAGAACAAGGAAGCAAAGAUCAGAACUUGACACAACUGAAAGGCGAUUCUUUCAAUCUUAAUGUUUGUGCAAAUGUGACAAUGCUCAAAAUAGGAAAUCUUUCUUCAUUUACCAGAUAUUGUGUCCAAAUUCGUUUGAUCACCAAAAUGGGCAAUGGAGACCUAAGCGAAUGUUACUUUUUUUAUACUAAAGGUGUGAAUGUAAAAGGUAUAGUCGUUACAUAAAUAUAGAUACAGACUAUAAAGUGAAGGAGGACAGGGGGAUGUAAAGGCAGGGAAACGGGGACGGAAGACGAACGGGUGGGGAGUUAAGCUAGAGAAGUAAGGGGAAAUUAAGUAGCAAUACAGUUGAACCUCUCCACACCGGCCGCCUUGAGGACAGAAGAAACUGGCUGUUGUAGAGAGAUUUAAAUAAGAGUCAAUGUAUGGACUGUCAGCCAAAAAAGUGGCUGUUAGUGGAAGUUCGACUGUACUUUUACCCCCUAUUUUCGCCUUCAGAAAGGGAUUAAGGGAGAAAAGGCCAUGAAAAAGGGAGCAGUAGCUGGGAAAGCAAGGUGUAAGAUACGGGAGAUUUGAGAUUUUAAUAGUACUGUCCACUCUCCGGUUAAGGCAGUUCGAACUUUGAUCAAAUCAUCUCAUGUAUGCAUGUUAAGCAAUCGCUCUUAAGUAACUAUAUAUUAGACGAUCGUAUGAAUUAUUUCUUUGAUAAUGUUAAUCUAACAAUGUCAGGUGUUUUAACAUCUAACCAGUAAUCUCUCUGUAUCCAUAUGCUAUACACAACUUUGACUGCAGUGGUAUUGUAAAAAACGUUUACGGCGUUUUUCAGAAUUUUGUUAACCAGGGGAGGGAAAAUUAACUUCCAUGACGUCAUGAAUAUAAUGGGCGUCCAGAAUUACUGAACUGAAGCCAGGGAAAAUAAAUUCGACGGAAAGCAAACCUUACAUAACACCAGCACUGGUCAGUGAUCUUCAGUGACAUAACAAAUGGCGCGUAAAAAAGGAGCAUAUGUUUUAUUUUUUAGUAAACUAGAUGAGCACAUCCCGAAAUGAAUGUUUUUACCUAUCUUUGCCGAAUCUUACUUUCAUUUUACCCAUUUUUUGAGACAAUCUCUAAUAAUAGACCACCAAAAGUAUGCUAAGGUGCGGUUAGCAAUCAAGGUGCGUAAAAAAAAGAACUGAUGCCGUGCGGAAGAAGAGAAAUGUGGCGGUAAUGAUGAUGAUGGUGGUGAUAGUUGUAACUGUGGAUGUUAUCACAAUAGAAAUGUGAUUGUAGACUAUUUUGAUGAAAGGGUCAGUGGAAAUGGAUAGUGAAGGAGAUUCGUGCGGCGAAGACAAAAAAAUGUUGCGGAGGUAGGAUUGGGAGUGGUGGUGUGGAGGGCAAGGCGAUAUAAUGAGGAAGAGAAGAAGGGAAUCAAUUCGAGGAGGAAAACUAUAAAAUAAUGAAAACAGGAGAAGAGAGGUUAAGCAAGUUGUGUUCAGUGUUGAUAGAACUAAUUUAACUUGGCCCACAGAAAUACGUACAGAUUAACACUAAAUUUUUCAGUUACCACUGACUUCUUCUGCUUCUUGCUGCAUUUAUUAUCCAUGGUUUCGAUUUAUUGACUCUCGAAGCGCAUUUCAUUAAUAACGUUACUUAAUCCCCCCCUUCGUUAACAAGAAUCCUACAGAAAACUGAUUAGUUACUGCUUUCUACUUGAAUUACUUAGUGUUGCGACCAUGCGCUGUCGCAGGGGGGACAAUUUCCUACCUGUUCCCACACACACUGUUUGAUGUUAUCUCAUCGUCUGCUAUUUAUUUUCCUCUCCUCUCACUAGAACAUUUAUUUAUUGGUUUUACAAUUGUGCUGAAAGAUUUUAAACGUUGCAUGUGUAUUCCUAGAGUGCCCAGAAGCCCUUGGUGUGGAGAACGGAUUAAUUUCAGAUGAACAAAUUAGUGCUUCGUCACAGUAUAGCACCGAUCUUAAAGCCUUUUACGGUAGACUCAACCACAAACCAACAGGACCGAUAAAAGGUGCGUGGGCCGCUCUUAGGAAGGAUGAAAGCCAAUGGCUUCAAGUUGACCUCAGUAAUCAUUACACCACAGUAACAGGUGUAGCAACACAAGGCAGAUAUGAACAAAAUCAGUGGGUAACAAGAUACAAACUGCAGUACAGUGCUGAUGGCGUGAGCUUCCAUUACUACUGGGAACAAGGGCAAAGCAAAGAAAAGGUGAAAGCAACAACAAAAACAGGGGGUCAACUUCUCAUAACUUGUCGUCAAUUGUAAUAUAAUGUAUACGGCUUGGCCGAACGGUCAGCCCUUUGGAACUCGCUAUGUUGAUGGAGCUGUAUUUGCUUCUCCUUGUGUCGGAUUUCAAAUCCUCGGCCGAGCAAAAAAUAGUCGACUGUGACUGCUUCCUUUCUUUUGAAUCCUGCUGUGUUCUAUUUGGAUGAUAUUUUUCCUCAUUAUCUAAGUGGAAAGGGCUGUAAAGUAGCGCUAUCAAUUGUGAGUGCAUUUCUAAUCAACAUAUUACAGUUACAAUUCUCCUUUAUUGUCAGCAAAUUAACCUCUUCUAAUUAGCCGCAUCAUUUCUCUAAAGAUGAAUCUGCCUUUGGUUAUGUUAGGAGAACUGCUUAUUCUCUUUAACCAUCUUAAACUAGGAGUUUUCUGGAAACUGGGACAGAGAUACAGUAGUUCAACACGAACUGAACCCACCAAUCAGGGCUCGCUACAUCCGUUUCAGACCAAUGGGUUGGAAUCAUUGGAUUUCAAUGAGGGUGGAGCUUUAUGGCUGUCAAGGUAGCGUAAUUUAAACUGCAUGUGAUAAUAGUAAUGAAAACUACACGAUUUAUAUCAAUGGGUUGAUUCGUUGGGAGUAAAACACCCCACUCUCACUUUUCACAUAAUGUCCAAAAAAAUUCAAACUAAGAAGUUAUCGAUUUAUCUGAGUGUUUACUUUCAAAACACGUUAUGAGAUUUUUUAAAAAUUAAAAACCUUCAUUUAUACAAAUUUUCCUUCGAAAGGGUUCUUCGUUUUCCGAUAGAGGACGCUUGAAUUUCCAAGCAUUUAAGGUACGGUGAACGGGCAACAAAAACGUGCAACUUGUUUUGCAACAUUGCAUUAUUACGCGUUUUACCACCCACGUUCAAACCUGUUUUUCCGCAAAUCAGGAAUGCUGCAGGUUGCGAAAAGUUGUUGCAGAAAGUAGAUAGUAGUUAUGCUUUUUGUACUAACAUUUAAACAUGUUGCGCGUUUUACCGGCCCAAGGCAAACUUGUUUUGCAGUAAGUGACGUAAAUCCCUUGUUUGGAGUGACUCCCGCGUAAUUGUAUCUAAUCAGAAGUCAGUAUUCAUGCAACUUGCAGCAACCUACACUUGUUGCAAGACAGGUUUGAACCUGGGUGGUAAGACGCGAAACAUCACUUUUCGACACUUUUGCAGUAGUGCGCAAAACAAGUUGCCCGUUUUGCCGUGGCUUUAGAAGGUGGCCGGGAAAGCUCCCAUGUAGGUUAAAAAUGUUACCGAUUUUUUUCAAAUUUUGUUUUUUUAAAAAUUCUUAAACUUGUCUAAGAAUAAAUCUUACUUCAAAAGUCUUUAUGAGUUCCCCAAGCGACGAAUUCACGCUUCUUCUAUGAACAACUUAAAGACAGAUUAUUUUGCUUUCCGGCCACCAUAUUUGUGGCCCUCAAUGAUACACCAGCAUGGCGUCUCCAUACAAACCUUAAAGAGUUGCCGUAUCAUGGUGUAAAUAUCCUAAAUUGCCAUGGACAAUUCAAUAACUUAUUAUCUGAUGAGUCAUCUACGAAAAAAUAUCUUGAGAAGCUUUCAAGUACUCAUGAUUUAGAUUUAUUUACUUUAAAUGUCCAAGCAGACAUAAACCCUGACUCCAAUCUCUUUAAUCAACGCAUCCAAAGCCAUUAUUAAGCUUCGUAUAGCUUCAGUAUUUUGAACAAACAACGAUAUUCGCCAAACAAAUCUAACUGUUCAGUGUUUCAUAACAGCGUUAGGAGUUUAGGAGUAACCUAAAAAAUCUGCAAAUACAUUUGCUGGACGAAUUGAAAUAUGGUUUCAGUGUUAUUGGUAUUUCUGAAACAAAAAUUACGGAAGAAAAGGGGUUAAAGAUAGAUUUUUCAGUUUUAUUAGUCAUUCAGACUUUACCUGGAAUAUUGACUAUUAAUAGUAGGGUAGUAUUGUAAGUUCAUUGGGAUUCUUGAUCGGAGACAACUGCGGAGAGUUGUACCAACGCGUUAAUAUCCGUUACCUUGAUCGCUCUGGAUUCUGCGUUCUUCCUAAGGUAAACUGAUGAAUUGUUUGUCCAGCAGUAUUGGUACUGAUUCCUGGUUUUUGAACUUUUUGGCUUCAAAGAAAAAUUCCUGGGUUUUCGGCGUUAGAUGGUCGAAGAUUCCAAUUUUUGAUAGGUCGGCAUUUUCAUCAAAAUUCAGGCUAUAGCAGGGUUGAUGUUACGAGCUUCCCUUCGUCGAGCCAUGACUUUGUCUCGUGCAAGGCGGCGAACAAAUUUACAAAUAACGGGUCGUGGCCCUCCACUUGCUUGUCUCAUUGGUACACGGUGUGCUGAGUCAAUGUCUCUAAUAGGUACAUCAGCGCCCAAAGCCCUAGACGGGCUAACGCACAAGGAGCUUGUUUGUUGUGCAGAUUCUCUUACGUCAACCUUAGGUAACCCGACGACUUUAACAAUAAACUUGUAGCUGUAUUCGCAGUUCAUCAAUGGCUUUUCCGAUGGCGUCUACUUUCGUUCUCAGCUUGACCAGUUCAACACUGAAUUGCUUCAGUUCCAUUUCUGCUUCUUUUUUAAACGAGUUAAAGUAAUCAAAGCCGUCACUAAUGAAUUUAAGGCUUUUAACACCUUCAUUAGGCGUAGGACUAGCGUUGGCACCAGACGAAGCAUCUUGGUCAACUUUUGCUUGAAGCCGGUUAACUGUUUUCGAUAGAGCAUCAAUUUCUGCCUUAAGGGCUUGGUUUUCUUUCUUCAGAAUUGCAGUAGAUUCGGGCAUGUUUGAAAUGCGAUAAUAGAAGAGACUAUAUAAUAGAAAACUAGGUAAAAUGAUCAAAGUUUGAGGAGCUCAAACUUCAACGUCCAUAUUGGUCAACUCACCGCUAACCUUUGUCGGUUUGGAUCCAGCAAUCCAAAGAAAUUAAGAAUUCGCUGAACUAAUGACGCUUCGUUCCUGACCAAAUUUCUAAAGGGCAUUUCAGUCAGUAAAGUUGCUAAUUUUUUUUUUCAGUCAGUUUUUGCUAAUUUGUUUGUCUAGAAUUAUUCAUAUUGGAUCCACCGUCUAACAUGACAGCAAAACAUUCAUCUCCUUCCUCACUUGUGAUUCAGUGGAAUUCCUAUUUUGGUAAUGCCAAUUUGUUAGGCUACCGAGUAAUGGUAUUCAAACAGGGACGCAAAAAACGCAGAGUGGGCAGUAUAUCUCAAGAACUGGUGAAAAAUUUUACUGUUGGACCAAAUGUUACUGAGGCGGAAAUUGGUAAUCUCUCGUCAUUUACUACGUACUGUGUGAAAAUUGGUGUCAUUGCAAAAGAAGGUAUCGGAAAUGUUAGCCAAUGUUUCUAUUUCAGCACUGAAAAAGGUAAGUCCGGGUUUUUGUAA
Messenger RNA from Porites evermanni, 25061 nucleotides. NCBI's taxonomy places the organism in Eukaryota, Metazoa, Cnidaria, Anthozoa, Scleractinia, Poritidae. The record is from the annotation of a GenBank genome assembly.